Molecule: messenger RNA, 1105 nt
Organism: Vitrella brassicaformis
Lineage: Eukaryota; Vitrellaceae
Source: the annotation of a GenBank genome assembly
CGGGGAUGGAUGCCUUCAUGCUCAUGAGUCACUGGUGCGAUGGCAGCUAUCGGUGUCCAUGGAGAAACUAACACCCAACACUACUACGCAGGCAGUGGAACACGGCAGCGCACAACAGCCAAGUCAAGUCACUCAUACACACGUGAUGCAGCGCAGCCCACGAAACCACCCACGCACAUCACACCACACUACACCACAACAAAUGACGGAUGACACACACAUAUAUAUGUGGACCAAAAAGAGGCGCGCAAACCUACUCCCCCACACCAUAAACCAUUACACUAAACCAGCCACACACAAACUCACUCACGUUAAUAUGCAAACGGCUCCCGCCCUCCUCCAGCUCAGUCUCCAUCCAUCCACCCAUCUAUCUAUCGGCCAUAUCCGCCAUAGCCGCCAUAGCCGCCAAACCACCACCACGGGCGAGACGGCUCGGGCUGCUCGUAGGACGGCUGCUCGUAGGUCGGACGCUCGUAGGUCGGGGUCGGCGGGGAGUACCUCGGCGGCCUGUAGGCUGGGCGGGUGUUCUCAGGAGGGGGGAGGACGUUCUGCUCGCCCUCGUCAUCGGCCCUGCCCUGGGGCGACACGGCGCCUGCAGGGGCGGGGAGAGGACGAGAGAUCCAGUCCUGCGCAGCCAACAGACCCAUGAAGUCGCUCUCGCUGUCGGAAGGAACGCUGAGAUAUCAAGACAACACACACGCGCACACAGAGGAAACGUGUGCACAUGGUCAGGCGAUCUCGGUGUGCUCCUGACCUCCCUUCCGCUUACAAGAGGGGUCCAGUGUGGGAGGGAUCACGGUCCAGAGGGCCAGCGUGGAUGGGCUCGACACUCUCUGGGGUGAACGGCACCUCCUCGUCAACAGGAAAGACCGUGGGCAGGUCUGACAGCCACACACGCACGCACGGAGCAGGAGAGCGGUGAGAGGAGGGAGGAGGGAUGCGUAUGGCGGAGAUCUGUCCUCGUCUGUCCGUCAUGCUCACCGGACGUGUCCUGAGCCGCUGCGAGCACGAGGAGGACGAAGAAACCGACGAACACGGCCUUCAUCUUGACAAAAUCGCGGCUUAUUCUCUGCGGCGUUGGUUUGGCUGUGUGAUGCAAUUUUUU